UUUUGUUCUACCAGCAUGUCUAGUCGACGGAAAUUGUUGGAUCUUUUUGAGACUUUUUUAAUUGACUGUGACGGAGUCUUAUGGCGGGGGGAUAAAGCUAUAGAAGGUGCAUCCAGAGCGGUACAAGUGCUACAAGCUCAUAAUAAACAGGUCAUCUUUGUUUCUAACAACUGUACUAAAACGGUAGAUAUGUUUCAACAUAAGUUCAAGACAAUCUUGAAUAUUGAUAACAUCCCCUCAGAAAACAUUUUCAUGCCAGCAGUUUCGACUGCUAUUUACCUCAAAAACAAAAUGAAUAUAAACACAGAGAAAGUUUUUCUAAUUGCACAAGAUGCAUUCAAGACGACUCUGGAAGAACAUGGUAUACCUUCUUUCGGCUUGGGACCUGUAGGAAUCAAACAAGUGCAUGAAUGGGGGGAUUUUGAAGUUGACAAAUCUGUAAAGUAUGUUAUUGUUACUUACGAUCCUUACUAUUGUCACACCAAGCUAACUGAAGCAUAUUUGUACAUAAAAGAAAACAAGGCCGAGUUCAUUGCUCCUGAUUGUGACAAUUUCUUUGCUGUGUCCUCUACAAGAAAAGUUCCUGGAUCACUUUCCAUGCAAGCUGGCUUGUCCGCUGUUCUUGAAGAGAAGCCCAGAAUAAUGGGGAAACCUGACCCAUUAUUUUUUGAACUGAUUCAGAAAGAACACGGAGAGAUGAAUCUUUCUAAGACGAUUAUGAUAGGAGAUAACUAUAACACAGAUAUUAAAUUUGGGUUCAAUUGUGGAAUCAGUACAGCACUGGUACUGACUGGUAAUACAAAGCCCGAGGAUAUUGCAAGUUUUGGGGGAAAACAACCUGACUUUGUGUUGGGGGGAUUGGGCGACAUAAAUGACGAUUUAGAGAAUAAAUUUCAUGUUUAGCUAGAUUUUUAGCACCUUUAUGUUUGAGAUAUGUAAAUUGUUUCAAGUUUUUAGUAGAUUUGGUCGUAAGUUUUUGAAUUUAUUAUUGUAACAGUUAGUUCUUCUUUUUAUCCGAUUUUUACAGAGUAAAUAUUUUAGGAGUGAACUUUUGCAAAUAAUAAAAUAUAAAACGUUUCUGAUUUUUUAACCACCAGCAUGUCAAGUGGACGAAAAUUGUUGGAACGUUUUGAGAUGUUUUGAAUUGACUGUGACGGAGUCUUAUGGCAGUGCACUCGAAAUCUGUUUAGUAAAAUGUAUCGUUUGUAUGUAAACGUCUUAUGAUAGAAAAAAACAUUAUUAUUAUAUAUAAAACAUAAUGCUGCUAGAUUUAUCUUUGGUCUUUACGGAAAAAAGAUACGUGAACCUAUCAUGCCUUACCUCAAAAAGCUCCACUUUCUGCCUGUUCGGUUCAGAAUUAAGUUCAAAAUAUCACUUCUGGUCUUCAAGUGUCUUAAUAACAUAGCCCCUCAGUACUUACAAGGACACGUCAAUCUAAGGGAAGUACGAAGACAAAGUUCCAGACUAGAUGAUGACUUUUAUUUGUUGAAAGUUCCUCCUGCUCCUCAUUUCAGACGAACAGAUGCUGCAUUUAUGUUUUGUGGACCAAAAAUUUGGAAUGAACUACCCUACUCAGUGAGAUCAUUAUCAUCUGUAGAAUGUUUUAAAAAUGCCCUAAAGACGUUUUAUUUCCAACUAGCUUUUGAUAAUAUUUCUAAUAUUUGUCCAUAAUGUCUGAACUGAUAUGAAAGUGCAUAAUUUUAGUAACUUCAUACAAAUAUUUGUUCAUAAAUUCUGAACUGUUUAAAAAGUCCAUAAUCUUGCUAUUUCAACACUAAGUCUCGCUUGAAUGACUUUAAUGUACAUCUUUGUUGGGUAUAUUUUAAUGCCGAAGCGUGUAAUAAAUGUUAGAAUUUAUUU
Messenger RNA from Bolinopsis microptera, 1860 nucleotides. RefSeq lists its product as uncharacterized. Gene Ontology annotation, molecular function: phosphatase activity. The record is from RefSeq and is a predicted model, not a curated record. Lineage: Eukaryota; Metazoa; Ctenophora; Tentaculata; Lobata; Bolinopsidae. The coding region runs from base 16 to 903 and encodes 295 amino acids. The transcript is spliced from 2 exons.